GUUGAUUUCCCAGCAUUCCGCGCUUUGUUUCCUCCUCUUCUCUUCUCGGUCUGUUGGUGGACACAGACUAACUGUCAUCAUGGCAGCCCUGAGACCCCUUAAGAAGCCUAAAAUCGUCAAGAAAAGGACCAAGAAAUUUAUCAGACAUCAGUCAGACCGCUAUGUUAAGAUCAGGAGCAACUGGAGGAAGCCCAGAGGUAUUGACAACAGGGUCCGUAGGCGUUUCAAGGGCCAGAUGUUGAUGCCCAACAUCGGUUACGGUAGCAACAAGAAGACCAAGCACAUGCUGCCCUCCGGAUUUAAGAAGUUCCUAGUGCACAAUGUCAAGGAGCUUGAAGUUCUCUUAAUGAGCAACAAGAGCUACUGUGCAGAAAUUGCCCACAACGUCUCCUCAAAGAACAGGAAGCUGAUCGUUGAGCGGGCGGCUCAGCUGGCCAUCAAGGUCACAAACCCCAACGCCAGACUCCGCAGCGAGGAGAACGAAUAAUCUGGAACUUUGCUGGUUCAAUAAAGUUAAAAAUUAUAAAAGCCAA
This is a messenger RNA of Trichomycterus rosablanca, 533 nucleotides long. It is a transcript of the gene rpl32, whose product is annotated as ribosomal protein L32. Gene Ontology annotation, biological process: translation. The record is from RefSeq and is a predicted model, not a curated record. Bases 80 to 487 code for a protein of 135 amino acids. The transcript is spliced from 4 exons. Gene Ontology annotation, molecular function: structural constituent of ribosome. NCBI's taxonomy places the organism in Eukaryota, Metazoa, Chordata, Actinopteri, Siluriformes, Trichomycteridae. Gene Ontology annotation, cellular component: ribosome; cytosolic large ribosomal subunit.